Molecule: messenger RNA, 532 nt
Organism: Danio rerio (zebrafish)
Lineage: Eukaryota; Metazoa; Chordata; Actinopteri; Cypriniformes; Danionidae
Source: RefSeq, a predicted model, not a curated record
UAAGCAAGAGCGGAUUCAUAUUGUGGCGAGCCAGCCAGGAUCAGACAGCGGACGACUCCUGCAAACAUGAGAGGAACUUCGUAUUCUCAGAAAACCCUGAGCGUCAGCAAUUCUAGCAGGAUGAGGGUCCAGAGUCCGUCCCCAUCCCGAUGCCGCGGGUCCUCGUAUUCCCGGGGCCGAUCGGGAUACCAAGGUCAACCGGUGGAGCUGGACACGGAGAUCCAUCAGCACCACUCCAAUGAGAAAGAAGAGAUGCAGGAGCUGAAUGUGCGAUUCGCGGGGUACAUCGGGAAGGUCCAGGCGCUGGAGCAGAGGAACGCGGCGCUGAGGGCCGAGCUGGACGCUCUGCAGGGCCGGUUUAAAGGAGGGCCGAGUGGACUGGCGGAUGAAUACGAGCUGAAGUUUAAGGAGAUGCGGGAUCUGAUCGAAGCUCUGACCGCAGAGAAAGGAGCGGCGGAUAUUGAGCGAGGAUACAUCGAGGAGGAGGUGGAGGUGUGGAGGCUCAAGCUGGAGGAAGAGCUCGCUAUUAAAG